GAAGGUUCAACAUACAGAACGGAGAGAGAAAGCUCUGUCUUUUUUUAACAUUCUUCUGUUUAGAAUUUUGUCGUCGAGAGGUUUUUGAGAGGGAGAGAUGGCAAGAAAUGGUGUGUUUUCAAGGCGAAAGAGGUCCGAGAAGAUUGAAGAAUUCGACGAUGUAUUACCGUCGUUUGAUUCUCAAGAAGUUCAUGUUCUCGCUGUUGAUGAUAGUCUCGUUGAUCGCAAAGUAAUUGAACGAUUACUUAAAAUCACCUCCUGUAAAGUGACAGCGGUGGAUAGUGGGAGGAGAGCUCUACAGUUUUUAGGGUUGGAUGAAGAAACGAGCUCCGUUGGUUUUGAUGGUUUGAAGGUGGAUCUAAUAAUCACAGAUUACUGUAUGCCUGGAAUGACUGGUUAUGAGUUGCUCAAGAAGAUCAAGGGAUCAACUACUUUUAGGGAAAUACCAGUUGUGAUCAUGUCAUCCGAAAAUGUUUUGGCACGAAUUGACAGGUGUUUGGAAGAAGGUGCAGAGGAUUUUAUAGUGAAGCCUGUAAAAUUAUCAGAUGUUGAACGUUUGAAGAAUUACAUGUUUGGAGAAGACGGAAUGAAGAGUGAAGAUAGAAGAAGGAUUAACAAGAGAAAGUCGCGAGAGUCAUUGGAUCUCUCCUCCUCAUCAUCACCAUUACAAUCACAAUCAUCGGAUCUCUCAUCAACACCAUCUCCACCGUCUGUUUCAUCACCAUCAUCACCACAAUCCAUCUCAUCGUCUCCAAUUCAUUCGCCGACACCAUGUUCUCCCACAUUGCUGGGGUCUCCAACAAGGCGGCUUAAAAUGACCAAUUGUGAUUAAAAUUAUGAUUAUAACGGUCAUUUUUUGGUCUUUUGUUACCAUUGAAGCAAGCAAAGUAUCUUAAUAUUGGUGAAAAUGGUUUAGCCUGUAAGGCAUUCAGACCGCGACAGAUCUAGCAUAUUCCCCAGGGGAAGGGUAUUAACAAAGACCAAAAUGACUAAGAAGGACGAACUCAAGGACGACCCUUGUCGACACACAGCUGAUCGAUGAAGGUGGGGGGAUUGACCACCCACCCAACUAAGCCCGUGGUGGUGGUUGGACCGAUGAUUUUUCACUACUUAGCAUGGGGUUUCUUUAUUCACAAUUGUAAUCCAAUUUUGUUAUGUGCAGUGGUGAAAUAGUACGAGGAUAAAUAUACUAUGCUUGAUCCAAAAGUGGUUGGAAUCAAAUAGGAUUCAGAAUGAUUAGAUUCCGAUAUGGUUUUUAUUUGAUGUCAAUUCUUGUCUGCUAAAAAGGAAUAUUUGAUUCGGUGAUGAAUGGAACAUAUUUUUAUGUUCCCUUUCAUAGGGGUUGACCCUUUUGUGGUGGAUGUUGGGAUUAAGCGGUCCACGUGUUUGUUAUCUGAAAAAUACUGCUCGG
Molecule: messenger RNA, 1411 nt
Organism: Ilex paraguariensis (yerba mate)
Lineage: Eukaryota; Viridiplantae; Streptophyta; Magnoliopsida; Aquifoliales; Aquifoliaceae
Source: the annotation of a GenBank genome assembly